Odontomachus brunneus is the source of this 2333-nucleotide messenger RNA. It is a transcript of the gene Slh, whose product is annotated as protein sly1 homolog. The transcript has a single exon. The record is from RefSeq and is a predicted model, not a curated record. NCBI's taxonomy places the organism in Eukaryota, Metazoa, Arthropoda, Insecta, Hymenoptera, Formicidae. Gene Ontology annotation, molecular function: syntaxin binding. Gene Ontology annotation, biological process: intracellular protein transport; endoplasmic reticulum to Golgi vesicle-mediated transport. Bases 255 to 2150 code for a protein of 631 amino acids. Gene Ontology annotation, cellular component: cytosol; Golgi membrane.
AACGCCAGCGUGACACUCGUUUUCCUCCUUGCGUGUCAUUUGGACGUUUUGACAACUCCAAGCGCUAGGUUGAAAUGUCAGAUUUUGGAGCAUUUUGAUACUCGCUCUUCAUGUGACAGCAGAGUGCCCAGUCGUUGAUCUUUCAAGACAGUGGUGUCCGCGACCUGACGACUGGAACGGUGGUUGUCUCACCGUGAGCUCGAGAAACUGAAGACGCGCUAAGAAGAGGUUAGGUCUAUACCAUAGGUCUAACCAUGGUGAAUCUACGCGAUCUCCAGAUAAAUGCGUUGAAGCAGAUGCUAAAUCUAAAUGAGCCCGAGUCGCGACUCGAGGAGGCGGUGCCGACGUGGAAGAUUCUUGUCUAUGAUCGCUUGGGCCAGGACAUCAUAUCGCCGCUCAUCUCCGUGAAGGAGCUGCGCGAACUCGGCAUCACAUUACAUUUGCAACUUCACUCGGAUCGCGACUCUAUCCCUGAAGUACCAGCGAUCUACUUCUGCGCGCCUACCGACGAGAAUCUCGGGAGGAUUGGGCAGGACCUGCAGAACAGUCUUUACGAUAUCUACCACUUGAACUUCAUCUCGCCGAUAUCGCGGCAGAAGAUGGAGGAUUUGGCGGCCGCGGCGCUGCUCGGCGGCGUGGUCUCCAGUAUCCACAAAGUGUUCGACCAAUAUCUCAACUUCAUCAGCCUGGAGGACGAUUUGUUCGUGCUGCGUCAUCAGAACAGCGACGUGAUAUCCUACCAUGCGAUCAAUCGCGGUGACGUCAAGGACAGCGAGAUGGAUUGCGUGAUGGACUUGAUUGUGGACUGCUUAUUCUCAAUGUUGGUUACUCUAGGCACUGUACCCAUCAUCCGUUGUCCGCGCGGCAACGCCGCCGAGAUGGUUGCCAAGUUAAUCGACAAAAAGCUCCGCGAGAACGUGUGGGACGCGCGUAAUAACUUGUUCGAGGGAGAGGUCGGCGCUAGCGGGCACUACAGCUUUCAGCGGCCUCUGCUCAUCGUGCUAGACCGCAAUGUGGACAUGGCUACACCGCUGCAUCACACUUGGACGUACCAGGCGUUGGCACACGAUGUCUUGGAGAUGGCACUGAACCGACUAGUCGUGGAGGAGAACGUGGGUCGCUCACCUGCUGGCGGCACGCGUUCCAAGACGCGCGCCUACGAGUUGGACAGCAGAGACCGAUUCUGGUGCGAGCAUAAGGGCAGCCCCUUCCCCAGAGUGGCUGAGGCGAUACAGGAAGAAUUAGAACAAUAUCGCACCUUCGAGGAGGACGUGAAAAAGCUCAAGUCUUCCAUGGGCAUCGAUAACGAGAGCGAGCUUGCGUUAUCCAUGGUGUCGAACAAUACGGCGCGAUUGACCAGUGCGGUCAACUCGUUGCCGCAGUUGCUUGAGAUGAAGCGUCUCAUCGACAUGCACACCUCGGUCGCCACCGGCAUUCUCAACGCAAUCAAGUCGCGCCGGCUGGAUACUUUCUUCGAGCUCGAGGAGAAGAUCAUGAGCAAGCAGACGCUCGACAGAAGCGUGCUGGAGACCAUCGCUGAUCCGGACUGCGGCACGCUCGAGGACAAACUGCGUCUCGCUAUGAUCUACUACAUAUGCACAAACAUGUCCGACACAGACUACAGCAAAUUGGAGGCCGCGCUCACCGCAGCCGGUUGCGACUUGAAUCCCUUGAUCUAUAUCAAGAGACUGCGCAGCUACACCAGGAUAGCUGAGAUUCAGAGCAACUACGAGGGCGGUGGUACCAAGACGGUCAGCAUGUUCUCCAAGCUGAUGAAUCAGGGUUCGUCCUUCGUGAUGGAGGGCGUGAAGAAUCUGGUGGUGAAGAGGCACAACCUGCCCGUUACCAAGAUAGUCGACGAGCUGAUGGAGUCCAAACAGUCCUCCCGCACCGAGGAUUACUGCUAUUUGGACCCGAAGCAGCUCAAGCAUACCGAGCAGAUGCCGAAGAACAGGCCGACCUUCCAAGAGGUAAUCGUGUUCAUCGUGGGUGGUGGUAACUAUAUCGAGUAUCAGAAUCUGCUGGAUUACGUGAAGCAGCGCAGUGGCGCCGGCGUCAACAAGCGGGUGAUCUACGGUUCCACGUCCUUUAUCAAUGCCAAGCAAUUGCUUAAACAACUUUCUCUUCUCGGUCAGGAAGUCCACUCGUGAACGCAUUUCUCACCCCUCGAUUACCGUACUUUUCCUCCUUCUCUCCUCUCCUUCCCUUUCUCCCUCUUUUCCUCCUCCUUCGUGGUCAGCCUGUUAUCUCGUAGACGUGCUUUCCUUUGACAAAGUUAUUGACCUCUUGUAAAAAGUGUACGAUAUUAAUAAAGUUCUGUUUGUUAUUUUCAA